AUGUGGGUCAGAGCUCAAUAUGAGAACAUGUAUCUAUUUCUUUAUAAAGAUGAGCAAUGCCACCUGACCACACUAGACAGUGAAAUCUCGCUAACCCAGCAGACAGAAGGGGUGAAAGAAAUGUGCCGAAAGCUGGCUCAGAUGUGUCGUAAGCCUGACGUGGAGCUGCUCCAGGACUUAGGAGAUGUGUUUCAAAGGACUGAAUUGGUACUAAUGCCAAAGUCCCAGCCAGUGAAAACAGACCUCAUUUCACGGGAUGGCCCACUCCCUGUGAGCCUUCCUGAGGACGACGGGAGAAUAUUUGGAGCUGACCGUCACACAGUCAGCAUUACUAAGAGAUGGACGUGGCCAGCCCACUCCAAACGGAUUCUCUGUAAAGAUGCAGGUAUGAGUGACACUGACAACAUUUUUGAUGCCAACAAAAUAUUUUUUCUCUUUUCACUGAAAAAGAACAAGCAAUAUAUCCUAUUCACCAAAAAGUACCCUGUGGGUAGAGUUGGGGUGUUUCUGGACUAUGAUUGCGGAGCUGUGAGCUUCUAUGACUUUCACCACAGUUUUCCCAUACACUCUGUUUCCUACGAGCCAUUCUCAGUUUUGCUGGCUUUUGGCCAAGAGCCACUCUUUGUUUAUGGAAACCAGUCUUAG
Messenger RNA from Chinchilla lanigera (long-tailed chinchilla), 645 nucleotides. Its product is annotated as putative tripartite motif-containing protein 64C. NCBI's taxonomy places the organism in Eukaryota, Metazoa, Chordata, Mammalia, Rodentia, Chinchillidae. The record is from RefSeq and is a predicted model, not a curated record. The coding region runs from base 1 to 645 and encodes 214 amino acids. The transcript is spliced from 6 exons.